Molecule: messenger RNA, 1769 nt
Organism: Haliotis rufescens (red abalone)
Lineage: Eukaryota; Metazoa; Mollusca; Gastropoda; Lepetellida; Haliotidae
Product: BTB/POZ domain-containing protein 6-B-like
Exons: 2
Coding region: 407-1471 (354 amino acids)
Biological process (GO): neurogenesis
Cellular component (GO): cytosol
Source: RefSeq, a predicted model, not a curated record
UUCAAGGCGGCGUAAAACCAAACUCACUCUUUCCAAAUGUAGAUGACCAAUAACUACGCAAUAGUACCAGGUGGAUACCAGUUCAGUAUCAGUCGACCAUAAUUCUCCAAGUGCAUGUAUCCCCGUAGAAUUACACCAGUUCACAGUUAACGCAUUAGCACAACGUCUUGAAGAUUUUAUUCCUUCUCACCAACUGUACCCCCGUCGAUACAAUCAGUGUUCAAGCUGUCGUGGCGCGUUUUAUAAGGUAAGAAUUGCUCACAAUGGGCCACGAUAAGUGCAAGCUGUGGACUACGAUCAAUGGAGCUGCAUUCGUAGCCCACGAUGAAACGCCAUGGUCACGUCUCCCAACUGACUUUCCAGUCGGACCCCACACGCCAGACACACAGUUGACCACAACAUCAGAAUGUGGAACAGCAUAUUCCUGUUGGUCGCAAUCUCGCAGGGACUGACUGCAACAGAGCAUCAUGCAAACCCUGGAAGCGUAGACAGGAAAUCCUUAUCCGCAGAGAAUGCAUUUCAAAUCCUGGAGGACGCCCACAGAUUGAACCAGACCGAAUCUCACAAUGAAGCUCUGCAGGUGAUCCUUCUCAAUGGAGAUGUCAGUCUCGCUUCCUCUGGUGCAAGGGACAUUUGUUACGAAAGUUGGUUCGAAGUGGUCAGCUCGGAGUAUCUAGCGGCCACACCUGAGCAGGUGUUUAACGCGGCACUCACCUGGGCCGCGGCGGAAUGCGGGCGAAGGUCCAUGGAAGCAUCUCCUGCUAACAUGCGUGCUGUUCUGAGUAAAUCUUUAUAUGAAAUCAGAUUUGCCAAAAUGAACCAGUCAUUUCUUCUCAAAAGUGUGUUUCCUUCAGAGGUUUUGACUCAUGUGGAACAGAUGGCUGUACACGAUAUGGUUAGUUGUGAAAGUAGUAUCUUCCCCUUCCAAGAUAGACGUGACCCACUGAUGGACGUUUUCCUCCACAAAUCUCACAAAGACCCUGGGUUUUAUCUCUGCCCGUCUUCUGAUGGGAUUGAUGGGGAGACAUGGGAGAGUACGGAGUUCAAUACGGAUGACAGGACAUUGGAGUGUAGUAAGGAUGUGUGGAUGUAUGGAAUAUACACAUGGGGAGCUUUCGAGGAGGGGAGACAACCCCGGGAAUACGUCGUGUGGAUACGCAAGAGUGGAGGAGAAACCCUUAUCUGGGAAACCCUCCUGCCAACAAACACUUCAAGAAAUCCUUACUCUGACACCACAUCCGAACUGUACUUUGAUAAUCCAAUCAGAUUACAAAAGCACGUGUCAUAUGAUAUUGAUAUUACGUUGAUAAGCGGGGAGUUACCAGAAUUUUGUGGCGAGGGCCUUAUCUACGAAGCAAAGAUGAAACAGUUUGAAUUUAAGCUAUCGUUCCAAGCGAAAGCCAGGGGUUGUUGUCAAACAGCAGGGUAUAUAUUGGGUAGAAAGAGGAGUUCUGGUUUCGGUUGUAACUGACAGUGUAAAUGUGUAUGUUUAGUUUCACACUGAGUUUCUUAGCCAGUGAUUAAAACAUUUAAAACUUCGAAUAAAGUGUUAUUUUAAGCCAUCAUGAUUCAGAGAAGUAAACAAAUGAAAUGUUCUUCCUUAGAUAUCCUGACGACCGGGGUAGAAUAGAUCUUCAGCAACCCAUGCUUGCUGUCAAAAGCGAUUAUGCUUGUAGCCAAGUUACUCGGAAUAAAUGGAACACGUCCCGGUUGUGUGCACGGAUUGACAAUUAACAUUAGAUUCCCCGAUCACCAGAUCCGAACAUUUU